Trichoplax adhaerens is the source of this 1866-nucleotide messenger RNA. RefSeq lists its product as uncharacterized. Bases 1 to 1866 code for a protein of 621 amino acids. The transcript has 22 exons. NCBI's taxonomy places the organism in Eukaryota, Metazoa, Placozoa, Uniplacotomia, Trichoplacea, Trichoplacidae. Gene Ontology annotation, biological process: positive regulation of transcription by RNA polymerase II. Gene Ontology annotation, molecular function: transcription cis-regulatory region binding. The record is from RefSeq and is a predicted model, not a curated record.
AUGACUCAAAACGCGGACGAUUCAACAGCGGUGGAAUGCUUGCUAUCAAGCAACGAAGCUAAUCGAUCUGCCGUUGGAACACCGAUUGAUAAUCGGAAGGAAGAAAAGGUCAAAACUCGCAAAAAUCAAAGGUUCGACCUAACUAGGGAUGUACCUCGGGAAAGAGGGCGGAAGAAGGCUGGGCAAUCAAUAAACCAUUUGCUUAAUUUUACAAUAUCAUCUGAAGAUUAUCCAACGGAUACUCACGGUCAUCAUCGCAGAAAUCCAAAAUAUCGCGUUUCUACUUUUAAUAAGGAACAAUAUUUGCAAGCUAACUGCCAAUUCUUAGUUCGCGCCGAUGGUGAUUACGCACUUCACAACAUUGAUCCUGAUGUUCUCGUCCAAUGGGAUAACAUCGAACAAGUACGGCUAUGGUGCCAUGAACUACCGUCUUGUCCGAUUUGUUUGUACCCACCUACCGCUGGUAAACUAAAAUUACCAGAUGCGGCCAUAUUUUCUGCUGGCCUUGUAUAUUGCAUUAUUUGUCUUUGUGUAAUCAGUAUUGCUAAGCAUCGCUAUGCACUGGGAGAGGAUAUUACGCUAUGUCUAAUGCGAAGACGUAAGGAUUCAACCAUGGUACAGAUAGCAUCUGAAUUGGAUGAUGUUCUGAGAACAUCCUAUAUUGAAGAUUAUCGGGAAACAUUUUCGAAGCUCAUUUUAAUAACAACCGAUCAAGUUAUUAAAAGGGUGGAAGAACUCACAUACAUCAACCGAGCCUUAGAUCUACUCCAGGUUCGAAAGAAGCAACUUACGGAAAUUGACAGUAUUUGUGUUGAUGAAGUGGAGCACUCAAAGAACACAUCUUUAAAUACUCAGGAUGCUAAAAGCACACACACAAACGCAAGUGCUGCCAAAGUCAACCACCAAGAUGUCUUACAGAGAAUUUCUGAUGAGCCGAACGAUAUCGGAAGUGCCGUUAGUAGCGAUAAAUUAGCAAUGGCUCAACCACCUUACGAACCUCCGGAUAACUCCUACUACCUAUAUCAGGCAAAGGACGGCCAACAUAUCUACUUGCAUACAUUUAAUGCGAAGUGUUUAAUUAAGGAAUAUGGUAGCCUUAAAAAUGCUCCUAGAAUGCUUACCGCUAGAAUUAUAGACCUCGAGCAAUUUUCAGUGACCGAAGAAUUUCGCAGUAGAAAUCGCUACCUAAGACAUUUGCCACUGACAUGUAUGGUAUACAUUUGUGAACUUGAUCUAAGGCAACCUACUCUUUCAAGGCCUAUUCUGCAGACAUUUUCAAGAGAAAUACGUCAGCGCAAGGAACGACGACGGAAGAAAUUGUUAGCCGAGAAACGCUGUUUUACCAAUAAACUUAAAGAUAAAACAGUACCACCUCCCAAUACACUUGAAAGCUUUCCUUCCAUGGGAUUUGUCUUGACAGGUGCUACCGCUACGUUGUCUAUCUCAACUGAACCUGUCGAAGAACCAGCUCCUGAAGGUAGUGAAUCAGAAUCGUGCCGUAAUUUAGAUGUACAGCCUUCAUUCGCUCAGGCUCUUCUCAGUAAUGUAAAAUCUUCCGGUAAUGAUUUAAGUUCGGCCAACGUUCCCGAAUUUAAGGAUGCAUUAAGAAAGAAUGAGAAGAUACCUUUCAAGUUAAAUGACGAUUCAGAUAAUGAUAUAAAUCCUAUACCUUCUUACCGCGAGUCAUUUAUGAACUCUUUGUCUAACAAUUGGGGCGUUAAUCGCGAAUUACGACCAUUAGAAGUAAAUACAUCGAAUAGGUUACCUAAAAUUCGCGCAGCCAUCGAAGCGUUUAUCGUAAAAGCCAAUUACACAAAGGAAAUAUUUAGUCAACUCUUAUAUAUAUGGACAAAAUGCUCAUCAUAG